Molecule: messenger RNA, 6304 nt
Organism: Ahaetulla prasina
Lineage: Eukaryota; Metazoa; Chordata; Lepidosauria; Squamata; Colubridae
Gene: EEIG1
Product: estrogen-induced osteoclastogenesis regulator 1
Exons: 12
Coding region: 682-1842 (386 amino acids)
Source: RefSeq, a predicted model, not a curated record
GGCGCAGUUGGCGUAGAGCGCUGGCAAGCCCAGCUAGCAGAGAAGUCUGGAACGAGCGCGGAGGCUGAAAUAAAAUAAAAGAGGAGGAGACAUUAACAUCGAAGAGGCUGGCACUUGGUGCUGAGAAGGAAACCAGCCAUGCCUCCCAGUGAGGUCUCUGGAGGAACUGGUUUUGGUCACCUCUGAACACCCUAGUUCCCGCAGGUCCGGGAAUUCCGAGUUUGUCUCCCCCCCCUCCCCUCCUCUUUCUACUUUAUUAUUAUUAUUUUUUUGCGUUUCCCCCUUUCCCUUGGAGAUGAACCAAAGACUCGCCUGGCUAAUUUUUCCCUACCUGGAAUCGUCUCUCUUCCUCCUCCUUCCCGGCGGCGCUCCGCGAUCCCUGACCCGACAGCCCCGAUCAGACCACCAAAGCAAGACGAGAAACCGUCGCUUUUUCCGUUUCAUCUGAGAUAAAAAAAAGUCUUUUUUUUUUUUUUGAGUUGGCAAAAGGCAAGGGGGAGAGGAAGAUUUCGUCAUCCCCUUUGCAAUUAAAAAAAAAGAAUUAAAAACCCAGCUCCGUAUUUAGAGAGCCUCGUCGGUUGCUUUUCCUUUCUCGUUUUUUUUUUUUUUUCCUGGCGUAUAUUAUUAUUAUUUUUAAAAGAAGAAGAAAACUCUCCGUUCCCCCUGGUUUGGAAAGUGCUCAUGGCUUUCUUGAUGAAGAAGAAGAAAUUUAAGUUCCAAAUCAGUUUUACCUUGGAGGAAUUGACGGCGGUGCCUUUCGUGAAUGGCGUGCUGUUCUGCAAAAUCCGUCUGUUGGACGGAGGCGACUUUGUCACCUUGUCUUCCAGGGAAGAAGUUCAAGAGAACUGCGUCCGUUGGCAGAAGAAAUUUACCUUCAUCUGCAAAAUGAGUGCGAAUCCUACCACGGGACUCCUGGACCCCUGCAUUUGCCGUGUCUCAGUCCGCAAAGAACUGAAAGGCGGAAAAGCCUAUUCCAAGCUGGGUUUCACCGACCUGAACUUAGCCGAAUUUGCAGGCUCGGGCCUGACUGCCCGGUGUUGCUUGUUGGAAGGAUACGACACCAAGAACACCAGGCAGGACAAUUCCAUUCUGAAGGUUACGAUUGGCAUGUCCCUCUUAUCCGGAGACCCUUGUUUCAAAACCCCACCCUCCACGGCCAAAUCCGUGGCCAUUCCAGGACAAGACUCCAGCCUGCAGCUCACCUGCAAAGGGGAGGGAACCAGCCGGACUGUAACUCCCAGCACCAACGCACCGUCUUCGAUCGGUUCCGUCCGUCAGAACAAGCCCAGGGCCACCAUUCUGGGAUCAGGGGUUUUGGAAGAACCAGACCAGAGCCUAUCAAGUCCAGAAGAAGUGUUUCAUUCCGGACACUCACGAAAUUCAAGCUACGCCAGCCAGCAGUCCAAAAUCUCUGGAUACAGCACCGAGCACUCCCGAUCCUCCAGCCUGUCGGACCUGACCCACCGCCGGAACACAUCAACCAGUAGCAGCGCCUCCGGAGGUCUCAGCAUGACGGUCGAAUGCCCGGAAGGCGAACGGGAGCACAGACUAGAGAAGCCGCCGAGACCCCCCAGGCCAAACCUUUUGUCGGACAGAUCUUCUCGAAGGAAAAAGGAUUCUGUAGAAAGCCAUCCCACCUGGGUGGACGACACCCGGAUCGAUGCAGGUGACAUUGUGGAGAAGAUCAUGCAAAGCCAAGAUUUCACCAACGUCAGCAACACUGAAGAUAGUAACCUGAGGCUGUUUGUGAGCCGAGAUGGCACAACUACCUUAAGCGGGAUUCAGCUAGCAAACAGAGUCUCGUCUGGAGUUUACGAGCCAGUGGUCAUCGAAACCCAUUAAAUGUGAACUAGAUGGGUCCCCCGGAUGGAAACCUGUCUCAGCAGUUAGAGUGGGUGGUCCUUUCCUCCCCCACCCCACCCCGUUCUUCUUUCUUCCUUCCUUCCUUUUUAAUCUUCUCUGCACAUAACAUUCCGGGCAGAACGUCUCAAAUUUUUUUUUGAAUCCAAGCACUCCUCACCUGCCCAGAGGUACUUCAUAAACAGGCACUUUAUGUGGGAUCUGGGAAGGUAACGUCGACGAUAUUCAGAAGGACGGGAUCGACUGUCCCGCCCACAUGCAACAGCUCCCUUGGAGGGACAGCAACUCAGGACGGCUCUUGUGCCGAGCACCACCGUUCGGCAAGCGUGGUUUGACCAAUCCUUUCUCCGCCACCUAGUUUACACCACUGUGAACACUUCCUUCCCGCUCUCCCGUCCAAGAAUGUCUCAAAUUGGAAACGUUGCUUAGUCAUGACCGUCAUGAAGAUUCAACAGUUGGUUCAUCUGCAUCUCCUUUCUUGCAUUUAUCCCUCCAAGGGCUGAUACCCAAGGAACCAAGGCCCAGCUACGUCACCGCUACGAGAACUGGAAGUCCUCCCCACAUUCUGUCUUUCAUAGGAAACCGCUCGUGUGCGGUUUUGGUCUUCUCAGAACCUUCUUUCGAGCAUCCGUGAGCCAUGGAAAGCUUUGCAGAUGCUGAGUGCAGUUCAGGUUCUAGCUUGAAGUCCUCCUUCUCCUGCAGGACAAGGAAGAGGGAUGACCUUGGCCAGCUAUCAUGCAUGGCGAGUCUUGAAGAACCUCAAAUGUGCCCAGCUUUUGGUUUUCCUCAAUGGGAACUGCUCUUGACUUUUUCAUUUUUUUUAAAAAAAAAAGAACAGUUGUUUUGGGUAGCGCACACACACACUGCUGCCAGGUGAGGGGUGGAGAAGCUCCAAGUUCUGUUUUCGUUUGGUAGUACAAUAGAAAAAUAUUCCGUAUCAGUUCAAACAUCAUUGCCUUCUAGACGCAAAACACAUUGGGUUAGGAUUCUCCUCCUCCAGUUGGGGGUUUGAUUUCAAACAAAAGCAUUGAGAAGGUAGCCAGGGCCUCCUUCCCUCCCGUCCAAACAUGGUGGAGAAGGUUCCAUCCCAACAUGCCAAAACGUUCUCCGGUCACUUGCUUUCCCAUAGAGCGUGUGGAGUCUGCGUUGAAUCUAAACUCCAUAAAGCGAUGAAAUGAGGAGGGUAGCAUCAGCGAUCAUCACUCCAACUGUUAAACGUCCUCAACUGAGUUCUUCCACGUUUUGGAAGCUGGGGGGGAGGGGGAGGGGAGGAACUUCCUGGAUUUGUCUUUCCAUCAGAUGGAUUCUUUUAUUGCCCUCUCCGUCUAGACGUUGAGAUUCGAGUAGGAAACACUGCAAGUUUUAGGGCUCGGUGUAGAAGCUGUGAAGCUGGUCUUCCCCAUGUUGCAUUCUUACGUUGGUCUUCUGCAAGCUACAUUUAGAAGACCUGUGCAGUUUCAUCCUACGCAUAGGGUGUCCCGUCCCGUCCCCCACCCUUUCACUUGUUGCUUUUGAGGGUGGGGGAGAAAGACUCAGGUUUUCCCCAUUUCAAGAAAGUAGCUUGGCCUUGAUACAGGCAUGAAUUGAGCGCAUACACAAAUUUCACAUGGUUUAGCAAUGGCUUGGGGCUUGCCCACAUGCCUUUAGACCACUGACUCUCCUAAACAAGAGUGGGCCAGUGGAAUUCAGAACAGGGUCAGGAAUUGGGGAGAAGGACACAUGGACAUCACAGGCCAGGCCUGUGGUCCCUUGAGUGGUAGCAAGGGAGCCAUCAAUGAUGAGGAUCUGCCAGAACCACUGACCAGAGCGUUCCUCCCCUCUCUCAGCUGAGCUAGCCAAAGGUUGUAUGAGUUGAAGACUCCAACCCAGCUCGAGGCCACUGCGUCGAACAGAUCAAGAGAGCCUCAAACCCACCCUGACCGUCCCAGACUGACCCUGAUCUUCAGCGAAAAGGAGAAACUUGGGAACGGUCUCGAAUCUCCAGGACGGACCUGGAAAAGCUUCAUCCGGAAGUUGGUGGCCUUGUGAAAUCCUGGCCGCUGCCAUGUCAGAAGAGGUCCUCUGGAGACCACGAUUCACAUGCAUGUUUGCUAAGAAGGACCUGUUGAAUUGGAAGAAGCCCCAACCUUCUUGAGAUAUCUCUGCUGGUCUCCAGGGGCCUGUCCCACCACAAAUGGGUGAAGCAGUAGAGCUUGAUAUAUGUUUCAUUGUUAUUCCUGGUGGUCAAAUUCUGCUGUUUUUAAGAUAUUGGUCACACCUAGCCAAGCGCUAUCCGGGACAGUUAACCUAGAGGUACUAUUUGGAAAAGGGUUGCUUUUUAAUUUGACCUUCUUACAUCACGGUUUAACUUUCUUUCUCCUCCCCUUUGAUUUUUUUUUUUUUGAAAUAUAUUGAUUUUUUGUUGUUGAUUUAACCCAGCAGGCUGGUGUAUCGUUGCGAAUUUUGGAGGGAGGGGUGGGUGGGUUUAAAUCAUUGUUUCAUUGCUUACAUAAGUAUGCGUCGGGCUGUUGUUUUAUAAUUAUGACUAACUUGAGCAGGGCGGGGAGAAAGCAACAAAAGAAUUCUCACUCGUUGCGUUCCUUCAACAUUUUUUGAGGGGUGAGGGUUUCAGCGCUCGCCCAUCCAAACGGGCAUCAAAGAACCAAGUUUUGACGAAACAUCAGAACGGCACACACACACACCCCAACCCGAGCCGUGAAGCCAGCCUGGAAGAGAGCACAGCUGGAUUGUGUACUCCUUCCACGCACGGUGCCGAAUCCAUAGACUUGUUUUGGGCUUGGUUGGUUCUGCAGCAAGGAGUUGGGAGGGGGGGGGAAAUAAUUCCUCUUGAGCAGAAGUUCUCGAGAGAAGAAAUGAGCUGUUUCUGGAGGGGUGAGGAAACACACACACACACACACCCUCCAAUUUUGCAAAACGGCAAUGAGGCCGUGAGAAUAAUUCAUUCGAUUUUUUUUUUUGCAAAAUGGCAACAAGACCCUCCCAUUUUGCAAAAUGGCAAGGAGGCCGUGAGAGCAAUUCAUGUCCAAUGAAGAAUUUUUUACAACGUUAAAAAAUAUUGCAGAGAAAGCAUCGUCCUAUCUUGGUGCAAAACUAGCACGCUUCUCAGUUUUCCCCCAGCGCCGGCUUCUAACCUCUUCAGAAAAUUAAUCCCCUUUUUUUUUUUUUAAUUAACACUUUUUUUAAAAAAAAAAUAGUUUGGGUCUCUACGGUGACCCGCUCCCAAAUGGCUUGCUUACUACUAGUAGUUUUUUAUUAUUAUUAUGCUUCCUUCUGCAGUUAAAUCUUCCCCUUUGGAAAAAAUAAAAUAAAAGUUUUAAAAGGAAAGAAAAAAAAAACUUGAUCGAGGCAGCUGGGCUGUGCUCAGGUUGUGAACCUCUGGAAGGUGAUCUCCUCCCAUCCCGCUAAGGUACGGAUCAGGACGCCCCCUCCUGGAGGGGGGGAUCCACUCGGAGAGCAGAUCUCUCCAUCAUGUGUGACCUCAGGAGCUGUUAGCAGAAAACGCCAUUUCCCUGUAAGCAACCUCUCCUUUUGGCUCUGUAGACCGGAGCUGGUCUCUUAGAGGCACAGUAAUUUCUCUUGACACCCAAACUUCGUGGCUGUCCAGUUUUCCCCCCUCAAAACAAAAAAUAAUAAUCUGAUUUUUCCCACCUAAGCCAACUUCAAAGCUGCAUGACCUUCCCUCUUCCCUCGCCAGCUUCUAAGGACAAAAGUUCCUUUUGCUCCCAAAAAUAUCAAACGAACUCGGAAUGUAAAAGUAUAAACUCGAAUAAAUUCUUCACCCGUGCUUUAAGAAAGGACGUUUUCCUUAAGUUUGCUGUUGCUUUUUAAGCCCAUAUUUUUAAGGGGGUUGUUAAGAAAAGAGAGAAGAGAGAUCGCGUUUUAUUUUCUUGGAAAGCGAACGAAACUUUUUAGAGAUUUUGAAUUUAUAUUCAGAUAUUUCUAUAAGCAGGAAAGAUAUUUUUGGAAGAGAGAGGAUAAAAACAAAAACGAGGACUAUGCAAAAUUUAAGGUAGAGAAUUGCCGGAAGAGAUAGUUUUGAUGUGUUCUGAACUCUGAAAUCGGGAAAGUAGAUUAAAACUCAAAUCCUUAAAAAGCAUUUAUAGAAAAGAUUUUUUUUUUAAUUUUUUCCUUCCACCUACCCCUGUUGCUCCAUUUCCAAAUAUAUUUUUCGAAAAGUAUUGGGCCCGGAGAAGACUCGGUCAUAGAACUUGCAUAUUCCCCUGUUUUAACUUGUUGUUCUAGUAUUUAUCAUUUUUUGUAUUGAAUGCUGUGCUGUCUUUGAUCCAAACAGUCUUUGUUUUGUAGUCUCUGUUACCUGGUAGAAAAGCCACAGUUAUAAAAAGAAGAAAAAUCACUAUAAAAUCAAAUGUCGUAAUGGUUUUGUGGGGGGGCGGAAAUAAAGAUUGGGUUUUCUUUGGUACAUCACAAUGAGCGUCUGGGCUGU